UGAAUAAUAAUAAUUGAAACCGUGAGUCGUGAGACUCGAGGUAAUUCAAAAAUUAAAUCUUCUGAACAUUCGUCAACUUGGCCAAUUGAUUUUAGAUUUAUAGCUUUUUAGUGUUAAUCUUUGGUCAGGUUUUCGUCACUGUAAUUGUCAGAUCAAAAUCGACGCUUGUCAAAAAUUAACUUAAUAACUUUUUAAUUUAAUUUUAAUUGUUUUUUUAUGAGGUUUGACACUCUGAAGCAUAUAGUGUACUUGUUUCCAUUCAAUCUUUUUUUUUACGAUCGCGCUAAGAUCAGACGGAUCAGGCUCUAGGAAAUAUGUGUAAUAUUUUACAAUUUACAAUUUGAAAAAAAUCUGUCGUCACACAAAAUGAUUUUUUCAUAUUUUCCUAAUGAACGGGCAUCUCAUUCACUUUUUAUCCAUAAAAUUUGUGACCAACGAAUAAUUUUGUUCGGAUUAGGCGUUAAAGCUCAGGAUAUUUCAAAAUUGUUAAACAUUUUACAAAUUUUGUAAGAUAAUAAAGUCUACGAAAUCGACCGAAGAAGAAAGCUAGACGUGGCUGGAUGACUAAAGUUUCCCCAACUGACCGCUAUGAAAAGCGCCAUGUCAUGUCAGAAAAGAUCGUCGUGAACGAUCUUAUCUAUAUAUAUCGUACAACAAUGACAAUGGCUGUCUCGUUGCUUGCACUGACAGGAUGCGUAUGAACGACGCGUGAAUUUAAGUUUAAAAAAUCAUUUUUAUACCUAAUUUUCAAGACAUAUUAUUGAUUUUAGGUUAUUUUGCAAAUCGACAAUUAAUGUAUACGCAGACAAUCAAAAUGCCGGUCCAAAAGGAUUCUAACAUCGUGAAAAUCGCGGUGGAAAUGAAUAAGCAAGUGGCACAACUCAUCGAGUUUAAUCAGAAACAGCCCUUGACUGGAAUUAUACAGGAUUUGUGCAACGGGUGGGGUUUGUCGGAUCCAGAAAUUUAUGCUCUUCAAUUUUCUGAGAAUAAUAAUCAGAAUUAUAUAACUGAGAAAAAUCGUAAUGAAGUGAAAAACGGUAGCGUUCUCAGGCUGGAACAUUCUCCGUCAAAAACUGCUGGAGAUAUUUUAUCCAAAUUGAACAAUGGUACAGCCGACGAAAAAACAAAAGCCCUGCAAAAGCUCAGCACACUAAGCAAAGAUAUUACAUUUGCCCUAGAAUUCAUCAAUAAGCAGGGACUUGCUUUAAUCAUAUCCCAGGUCGAAGGUGGGAAAUACAAAGGCAGUCCCUUAGCGUACUCACUACAAUCUUUUGUGGAGUUGAUGGACCAUGGAAUAGUUUCUUGGGAUAUUUUAGAACCACCAUUUAUCAGCAAAGUAUCGAGUUACGUGAAUAAUCAAACGGUUAUACAAGACGCAAAUGUGAUCGAGGCCUCGUUGAGUAUCCUCGAAAAUAUCGUGCUCAAUUCGUCUGGAAAAUACGCACAAGUUGAGAAAGAAGUCACCUUACAAAAUCUCGUGUUGCAUCUUCAAAGUAUGAGUCCACAGAUACAACAAAAUACUAUUGCGCUGAUAAACGCACUUUUUUCAAAAGCGGACAUUGCCAAAAGACGGACCGUCGCUGCAGCGUUACAAUCGAAACAAGUUCGAAAUGUCUUCCUGACGAAUGUUAUACAGUCAACUGGUCAGGUGGGCACGGAAAUGGCUCAUCAGCUGUACGUAUUACAAACUCUGAUGCUGAGCUUAUUGGAGCAAAGAAUGAUGACAAAAAUGGAUCCUCAAGAUCAAGAUGGUCAUGACAAGAUAAAAGAACUUCGAAGAAUUGCUUUUGACACAGAAGGCACAACGAGUGGCGAAGUUGCUGCUCGUAAGCAAGGACUUUUCGCUAAGGAUUACAAAAAAUUGGGCUUCAAGUGCGACAUUAAUCCAGCUCUUGAUUUUACCGAUACUCCGCCUGGUAUGUUGGCCCUUGAUUGUAUGGUUUAUUUCGCACGGAAUCAUACGGAAGCUUACACGAAAGUAGUGUUAGAAAAUUCGUGUCGGGCUGACGAACACGAGUGCCCAUUCGGGAAAACGAGUCUCGAGCUCGUUAAAUUACUCUGCGAGGUUCUACGUAUCGCCGAAGCGCCCAGUGAGCAAGGUCAAUCGUACCAUCCGAUGUUUUUCACGCACGAUCAUCCCUUCGAAGAAUUUUACUGCGUUUGCAUCGUUCUUUUGAAUAAAACGUGGAAAGAGAUGCGAGCCACUACGGAAGAUUUCGUCAAAGUCUUUUCCGUCGUACGUGAACAAAUAACUCGAGCUUUGCAGUGUAAACCAACGGGGUUGGACAAAUUCAAAAACAAAUUACAACAAUUGACGUACUCAACAAUUACGAAUCUCUGGCAGCAAGAGAGGACGAAUCGCGAAGAGUGGGAAAGUCACGCGAGGCCCAUUGUCGAGCUUCGCGAACAAAUAACACCCGAAAUUCUCGAUUUGAUACAACAACAGAGAUUGGGAUUUCUGGUCGAAGGCACGAGAUUCACCAAGUACAGCGCUCGCGGACAACGAAUAAAGGACAAAUUUUGGUAUGUCCGUCUCUCGCCGAAUCAUAAACUCUUCCAUUAUGGAGACUGCGAUGAAAAAUCUGUACCAACCAUCGAUGAGCUUCCAACUAAAUUGGCUGUCGUCGAAAUCCGCGGCCUUCUCACCGGUCGCGAUUGUCCCCACAUGAAGGAUUUACAGAGACGCAAAACUACUCAUCAAUUGGCCUUUUCCCUCGCUCUCGAUUCCGUCGAAGUAACGAGUCUCGAUUUUGUUGCUCCCGACGAACAGGUUUACGAUUAUUGGACCGACGGUAUCAAUGCUUUGCUCGGAAACCGUAUGACGAGUAAAGAAGCCGAGAAUGAUUUGGAGACUCUCUUAUCAAUGGACAUAAAACUGCGACUCUUAGAUGCUGAGGGAAUCGAUAUACCCCAAGAUCCUCCUCCAAUCCCGGAGCCACCACCAAAUUACGAUUUUUGCUACGAAUUGAAGUAAAUUAAGGAACAAGUUAUUCCAAUUAUUCAGCGUUACUGUAGCAAAACGCUGUGCAACUGACAUUUUACAAAUGAAAGCAAAAAAUCCCAAGCUCUGCUCGACCGAACUUGCUCGACAUUGAACGAGCGGUCGAUAGAACAAAAACGAUACUCCAUUUUCUAAGUGCGCGCAAAUUUUGUGCUGCUAAAGAGUAAAUUAGUAAAAAUUUAUCGCUCGUAAAUAUGGAUGCUUCCGAACGAAUUCGCUGUUUUAAAUGUAUUACGUGUUGCCAAAAUCUCAGAGGGCCUGUAAGCAAUAUUCUUUUCAUAAUUUUUUUCACGAAGUCUCCGUUGAGUCGUCUCAGUCAAAUGGAACAAAAUUUUUGUACAUUCUCAUACUUUGAAAGCAUCUUCCACUGCGAUAAUAGUAUUUAAUCGAUAUAUUCAAAUUCUCAUAUGACUGACCGAUGCAGUAGACAAUGUUUUACCAAAGAUAUUAGUAAUUCUUGUACCCAAAUUUUACACGCACGAUUUUUUUUAGUACUUUUUUGUAUUCUUCGUAAGUCUCUAUAAUAUUAUGAAUAAUUCCUCAUGCGUUUGCAAUAAUUUCAAGGUUUCGUAAUUUUCUUUAUUUUAUUGUAGACAUAAAUUUUUUCAAUUCGCUGACCAUCUCUCUUAACUCCACACUUUUUAACGACGCAUUUAGUUUGAAACCAGUAUUUUGUAAUAAUCGAUUUAUAGCUUUAAUAAAUUAUACAUACGGUGUAA
Messenger RNA from Venturia canescens, 3720 nucleotides. It is a transcript of the gene Ced-12, whose product is annotated as engulfment and cell motility Ced-12. Bases 794 to 2974 code for a protein of 726 amino acids. NCBI's taxonomy places the organism in Eukaryota, Metazoa, Arthropoda, Insecta, Hymenoptera, Ichneumonidae. The transcript is spliced from 6 exons. Gene Ontology annotation, cellular component: plasma membrane. The record is from RefSeq and is a predicted model, not a curated record. Gene Ontology annotation, biological process: cell motility; actin filament organization.